This is a messenger RNA of Plenodomus lingam JN3, 1989 nucleotides long. Lineage: Eukaryota; Fungi; Ascomycota; Dothideomycetes; Pleosporales; Leptosphaeriaceae. The record is from RefSeq and is a predicted model, not a curated record.
AUGUCCCCACCAAGCCUGAGCCCCCGACAACUCCUCACCGCCGCCCUCACCCUCCUCGCCGCAACCACGACCACGACCCUACACGGCGUCCGCGCAAGCAGUGAGCACAACCAAUUCAAACAUGUACAAUGGGACGACGAUAACUGGACCCUUUCCACAAACAAGCUAGACCAAGGGCAUUACCAGUCUCGCCUGACGCUGGCGAAUGGGUACUUUGGCAUCAAUGUCGCAGCCGCGGGACCCUUUUUCGAGGUCGAUGAGCCCGUCGACGGCGAUGUGAUUAGCGGGUGGCCGCUGUUCAGCAGACGGCAAGGGUUCUCUACCAUUGCGGGGUUUUGGAACGCCCAGCCUAGGACGAAUGGCUCGAAUUAUCCGUGGUUGUAUCAGUAUGGCUGGGAGAGCUUUGUGGCGGGGAUCCCGCAUUGGAGUGGGCUGCUGGUGGAGGCCAAUGGCGAGAUGCUGAAUGCGUCGGUGGAUUCCAAGCAUGUGUCGGAUUUUGUGGCGAGUCUGAAUGUCAAGACUGGGAUUGCGGGCUGGCGGUACAAUUGGACGCCCGGGGGUGAAGAGGGUGCAAUGGUUGAUGUCGAGUAUGAGAUGUUUGUGCACAAGCUGUUUGUCAACAAGGCAGCGGUCCGAUUGAGACUGACGGCGACCAAGGAUGUGAAUGUUACGGUUUAUGACGUUUUGGACGGAGAGGCGGCCGUUCGAUCGGACUUUGUGGACAAGAGGUUUGAGACAGAUGCGCCGUCGAUUUGGUCUGCCGUCAGUCCGGGAAAUGUCACAGAUGUGACAGCUUACAUUUACUCGACGCUUCGAGGCAGCGAAUGGGUUGACUUUUCCACCCGUAGCCAAGUCGACGACGGCGCCUUUGGUGCAGGCAAUGUGUCGACCAUUGCACAGUCUGUGCGAGUGGAGUUGACUGCAUUUCGCCCUACCGAGCUGAACAAGUUUGUGGGGGUUGCAUCGACAGACGCCUUCCCAAACCCGCAAGAAACUGCAAAGAACGCCUCUCGUUCGGGUGCAGAAGAGGGUUACCAGAGCCUCCGACAAUCGCAUAUCGACGAGUGGAGCACCAUUCUGGCCCCCGACUCCGUGGAUGACUAUCAUCUGCCGAACGGCUCUCUACCCAACGAUCCAAAUGUCAAGGAACUUCAUAUUCUGGCACGGACGAACCCAUUUUAUCUUCUGUCGAACAUGGUUGGACCAAACGCCGUAGUCGCAGCGGGAAAUAACACGAAGCUCGACAUCUACAGUAUCCCUGUUUGUGGGCUUGGGUCUGACUGCUAUGGCGGUAUGAUUUUCUGGGAUGCCGAUGUUUGGAUGGCACCUGGUGUUCAAGUCUCGCAUCCACAGCAUGCGCAGAACGUCAUCAAAUAUCGCGUCAAGCACUUUGAGCAGGCAAAGAGUAACGUUGGGACGGCUUAUACGUCUAGCAAGAACCAGACUGGUCGAUUCACUCCGGGCGGGGCAGUCUAUCCAUGGACUAGCGCUCGCUAUGGUAAUUGUACUGGCACGGGGGCCUGCUUCGACUAUGAAUACCAUCUCAACGGCGACAUCAGUCUUGCGUUCAACAAUCAUAUGAUUAUCACCGGAGACGGGGAAUAUUUCAACGACACGCUGCUGCCCAUAUCAAAUUCGAUUGCGCAUUUCUUUGCGGAGUUGCUAGAUUACAACGAGACGUCCCGGGCAUACGAGAUCUGGAACGCAACAGAUCCCGACGAGUACGCAAAUCAAGUCAACAACAUUGGUUUCACAACUGCCCUCAUCCAAAGGCAUUUCCUCGAAACCAACGAAUUUAAUGGCUGGUUUGGACGCCAGAAGAAACCCACGUGGGCAGACAAAGCAUCGAAAAUGCGUCUCCCGAUCAAUGAGGAAGCCGGCAUAAUCACGUCGUCCUCGUGGACGAUCUUCUCCACUACCCUAACCCUUACAGCAUGGCUAAUCUCGACUAUUAUGCUGCAAAACAAUCCCUCGACGGCCCUGCAAUGA